GGGAUGCUGAGUGUGGCGGAGGAUCGUGUGAUGUACUGUUUAUCGCUAUAGGAUUGUUUAGGACUUUAGGGUAUCGGGAGUGUCUGAGAGCUCGGCUCAGCCAUGGAUUUACAGAGCUGUGUGCAGUUGUUUGAAGCCCAUAUUCAGACAUAUAAAGGAGAUGAUCCCCUGGAUCUAUGGGAAAGGUAUGUGCAGUGGGCCGAACAGGCUCUACCACCACAAGAAAAAAGAAAUAUUUUGUGUUUAUUGGAACGGCUAGUAAAGAACUUUAUUGGAGACAAGAGAUAUUCCAGUGACGAAAGAUACCUUAAGCAUUGCUUUAAGUUUGCAGAAUCAAUGGCAGAUCCAACUCCUUUCUUUGAGUACAUGCAUAAUCAAGGAAUAGGUCAUCGCUCAGCACCGCUGUAUGUGAUCUGGGCUCAGCAGCUGGAAGCCAAAGGUGAUGUGCAGUCCGCAAACAAACUUUUCCAAAUGGGUUUUCAGCUGAAUGCAGAACCACGGGAUAUCCUGGAUCAUCACUACAGGGCUUUUCAGAUAAGGGUAUCUCAAAAUGUGGCAGAACGAGGUUCCUCUGUUGCACCCCUUAAGAAUUCGCAAGUUGUAAAUCAGAUAGUUCCCAAUACGGUGGACGUUGAUCAGGCCAAAUGUCAGAACCCUACAGGAAUUCAGAAUCCAUCCACAUGUAAAGAUGAACCAAAUGUUGAAAGGUAUGUGACCAUCUCCAAAUCUGCUGUGGUUCCUCAAUCGGCCCAGUCUUCUGGUGUGGAAUGCAAGCAGGUACCCAUGUACUGCAAGGAGAAGCUGAUUUGCGGAGACUCCGAGCUCUCAUUGGAGGAAUACAGAGCCAGUAUCUACAGGAAGAAACUUGAGCAGCGCCGAAAGAUGCAGCAAUUUGAGGAAGAAGAAAAGAAAUAUUUGAAGGUCCAGGAAGAGACUGCUUUACAUGAGCGAUUGCUAAAGCAAAAGAUGGAACAACUAAGCAGCUUGCUGCAUACUCAGAACAAGCCAGAAACCUUGGCACCAACAGUUUCAGAAGCACAGCAUGGGGCCUCACUAUUGUCUGAACCAGCCACAAUGAACUCUACAGGUUACCCAGCUCUUGGUGCAGGAAAUAUCUCCAUUGUACAUCAAGAAGAGAUGUCCACAUCUGGCCACCUGCGGCCCGUUGUCAUCUCUGCUCCACAUGUGAUUCAGCCCAUGCCAUCUCCUGCAGUGGCCUUUGAAAAUAGCCAGCUUGCUACUUCGAGAUUAGAUCAGAGUCUUAACAGAGUGCCUCCUCAUACUCAACCUCUGGGACAUCACAGCCAGUACUGUGCUCCUGUGACACCUGGGCAUGCCAUGUUAACCCAACCCUCAUCGGAGCAUGAUCGAUCUGCAGUAGCGUUUCCAGACGUUCCCAAACCACUGUGUCACAAUACUAGCGGCUCUCAUGGUCUAAAAGGCAUUCAAGGGAUAAAAGAAGUUGCAAACUCUUCUGGCAGUUUUGUAAAUGCAUCUCAUAUUACUCCAAACACUUCCCUGAGAAUGGCACAACCAACACCUUCUAAGGUGCUUCCUUCUCCCACUGUCAACACAAGAGAAGCCCUAGGGUUUAUAAUGGACAUAUUCCAGACCUCCACACUCCCCGAGAAUGAGGAUGAACAGGAUUUCUUUGAUCCACCUGAUAAGAGCGAGCAGGAUUUUGAAGUAUUUUGCCGCAAUGACAAUAAAGGCCCUCCUACUAUUGGUGGUUUCCUGGCAUUGGAGAAUGUUGCUCCUGCUUUACCCUCUGGCUUUUCCAUUUUUGAGGAUGAUGCGAACAAAGCACAUAAUGGGUUACCCCACAGUAAACCAGUUGAUGUGAAAACGUUUGGUGAGCGCCCUGUACUCGCACACUCCAAAUCUGUUGAUGAGGCCAGAGCGAGUGAAUCUCCUGGAGAAGACUGCACAGUGUGGGCUUCCCGUUGCAACAAAACUCUAGCACCAAGUCCAAAUAGUACUGGGGACUUCGCAAUGUCUGCUCGGCUUGCCUCUACGCCAGCCAUCAAGCUAGUUGAAAGAGUGUGCCAAAUCGUGGCGGAUAAAGAAAAUGCUGUGACAGACAAUGGUGGGCAUAUGAAUUUUGACAUCACAGAGGACAAAUUCAUCCAAGCAACCAAAACAAGGAAAUUAAGUCCUAUUCAGGAGCAGAGUCCAGAGCAUUCGAAGAUCCUGAUGAAUGCAGAGUCUCUGUCAUCGGGUACCAUAUUUCCAAAUGUACCCCAAAUAUCUGAAGUGACAGCCGAGGUGGAUGAAACUGGAAAGCAAUUGGCUGCUUGUAAACUAUCAGACACCUUACACUGCACUCUACCCACAAGCAUUGAAGAUCCCUGGGGAGUAACCACACAGCCAUUAAACAUAUGCGAGGAGGAAGAUGAGGAGCCGUCACAAAUCCCAGAUCAAUUAAUAAUUGAAAAUGUGUGGGAAAACAAACUGAUUGAUCGCCUUUUAUCAGAACUGCCUAAACCUCUUAGUUCUUUCCCUAACUAUUUCCAAUGGCAGAGGAAUCUCCCAUUGAUCAAGAACAAAACAAGUGUGACACUGGGUUCGGAUGUAUAUUGCGUGGAUCGCCUGAUUGGAACGGGAGCCUUUGCUCAGGUUUAUCAAGCAUAUAAGGAGCAAGACUGCAAAGUGAAAGUAAUAUUAAAGGUUCAGAAGCCGGCAAAGCCCUGGGAGUUUUACAUAGGAGCUCAGAUAACUGAGCGGAUUAAUCCAGCCCUGAGACAUCUGUUUAUCAGUUUCCACCAUGGCCAUCUCUUCCAGAAUGGAAGUGUCUUGGUUGGAGAUCUAUACACCUGUGGAUCAUUAUUGAAUGCCAUUAACCUCUACAAAAAACUGAGUGAGAAAGUAAUGCCAGUCCCAUUGGUUAUGUAUUUAGCCAUCAACAUCUUGUACAUGGUGGAACAGCUCCAUGAAAUUGGGAUAAUUCACGGAGACAUCAAACCAGAUAACUUUGUACUUGGAGAAAGGUUUCUCAAUAUGGAGGCAUAUAACCUGGACUUUGUAUCUCAUGGUUUGGCGCUAAUUGAUCUCGGACAGAGUGUUGAUAUUUCGCUCUUCCCCAAGGGCACGGCCUUUAUGGGAAAGUGUGAGACCUCAGGAUUCCAGUGCAUUGAAAUGUUGACAAACAAACCCUGGAAUUAUCAGACGGACUACUUUGGUGUGGCAGGUACCAUUUAUUGUAUGUUAUUUGGCAACUACAUGAAAGUGAAGAAUGAGAACGGAGUUUGGAAAACAGACGGCAAUUUCAAAAGAUGUCAACAGGGUCCUCUAUGGAUUGAGUUUUUUGAAACGCUACUGAACAUCCCCAGCUGUCACAGCCCUUCACCCCUCAAAGCACUGAGAGAAAAAUUUGUGAAUAUCUACCUGAGAGACUAUUCCAAAAAGAUAAAGGCCCUGCGCCAAAGAUUGAUCAUCCUUCUCCUAGAAGACAACCGCGCCAGAAAAUGAAACUGUAAUCAUCUUUCCACUUUUAAAAUCUCUGUUUUAAUGCAAUGGAUGAGCUCAUUGGCUUGCUUGAAAACAUAAAAAUUUGUAUUGGAAGAAGGAAUACCGCAAGCGAUGUUCGAUUUAUUU
Molecule: messenger RNA, 3594 nt
Organism: Pelobates fuscus (common spadefoot toad)
Lineage: Eukaryota; Metazoa; Chordata; Amphibia; Anura; Pelobatidae
Gene: BUB1
Product: BUB1 mitotic checkpoint serine/threonine kinase
Exons: 25
Coding region: 103-3468 (1121 amino acids)
Biological process (GO): protein phosphorylation; meiotic sister chromatid cohesion, centromeric; mitotic spindle assembly checkpoint signaling
Cellular component (GO): nucleus
Molecular function (GO): protein kinase activity; ATP binding
Source: RefSeq, a predicted model, not a curated record